CCGUGACUGCCGCCCCCCCCCCCGCAGCCCCCCUGCCCGUGGUUCCGGGCCGGCCGGGGCCGGGGCCGCGCCGCCAUGCCGCGGUACUGCGCCGCCGCCUGCUGCAAGAACCGCGGCGGGCAGAGCGCCAGGGACCGCCGCAAGCUCAGCUUCUACCCAUUUCCACUUCAUGAUAAGGAGAGACUUGAGAAAUGGUUGCGGAAUAUGAAACGAGAUGCAUGGACUCCAAGUAAACACCAGCUUCUAUGCAGUGAUCAUUUUACCCCCGAUUCCCUUGAUGUGCGAUGGGGUAUACGAUACUUGAAACAUACAGCUGUACCAACAAUUUUCUCUUCCCCAGAUGAUGAGGAAAAAGACUCUUCUCAGAACAGCCCACAAGAGAUAAGGAGAGAAGAUGUGGAAGAAACAACUAAAAAUGUAGAGUCCGAGAAAGUACCUGUAUCACUUGAACUUUGUAGACCAAAGAAAAGUCCUGCAAUGGCAGAAAAUCUAGAUGAAAAAGCAGAAGUAGUCUGCUCAAUUGCAUUGAGUAAACCUUUACAAAUGCAAAAACUACAAAACAGAGAAGACUUUCAGGCAGACAGUGUUAUUCCUGAUAAUUCAUCUCAGCAGCAUAUACAUCAGCCUGAGCCUGUUUUAUUGGCAACAACAGUCCAGAACGUGGAAACUGCCAGUGUUCAUACUUCUGUGGAGGAUUCAGUAAGUUGUGCAGCUACAGUCUUGCAAUUUUCAGACCCUGAUUACUUGAAUUCGUCUCUGAAAUUGAACAAUGCUUUGGGUUCAAUAACUGACUAUGCACUUGAAAACCCAAACUCACACAUUUUAGGCUGUUCUGUUGAAGUACAGCCUACAAGUGAAAACACAGUUUUAGUCAGUACGGUCACACAAGCUAUUGAACAGUUCAGUGGAGGUGAAGAAUCUGUCAUUGCCAUCAUCCUACCAGCUGAGAGUCCAAAAGAGUCUGAAAUAAUAGAUAGUUCUUUCCCAGCUAUUAAGGAAGAAUUUCUCGACACGGAAGAAGAAGAAACAGAUAAAUCUGUGUAUGUGAAUGUGUAUAGUGGAAGUGAAGUGUUACAAACUGAGCAUUCAUACUGCAAACAAGACAUAGACAGAGAGCUCCUCUGGCAAAAAAUUUCAAAGCUCCACUCUAAGAUAACUCUACUUGAAAUGCAAGAGAUACAAACUCUGGGGAGACUCAGGUCCUUGGAAGCUCUUAUUGGACAACUGAAGCAAGAAAACCUUAUUUCUGAAGAAAAGCUCAAGAUGGUAGAAAACUGCUUCACAACACUUGAAGUGACUAUGAUACAGUAAAGGCUUUCAGUUACUGUUCUACAGUAUCUUUUCAGCCUCUUGACUGCCCUUUUGAACAAAAUAAGUUUUGAUUCAGUCAUGCUAUUUUAAAUAUCUAAUGCAAAUUGUGUGAAUAGCAAAUACUCUAAAUAUUACAUCAACUCCUAUCAAUGCUAGAUGGUAGGCCAUUGCCCAUAAAAUAUGACUUGCAAGUGAGCUUUAAAGGAAAAGCUAAAAUUGUUAGUCUUGUUAAAGUAUGUAAAGUGAAUCAAUAAAAAUAAGUUUAACUUUUCCAGAUGCAGGCUUCCCUGAAACAUGCAAAUCUUGCAUUUGGGGCAGCAGCAGAAUGGACAGUGUAACUGAGUAGAAUGGAAAAUUAUAAAACAGCUGUCAUAAGGAAAAAAAAAAGUCUCCUGGUUCUCUUUCAAACCAGUAAGGAGGUACGUAAUACACAUUGUCCAGUGAGGCCACAAUUACUCUUUGGUCUUCUGUUCAUCUAGCAUUAAUUCUGAUAGCUUUUUGUACAUUUUGACCUUAUUAAAUUCGACCAUAUUAUUUUUUUCUGCAAUAAAAGGUGUGUCCAUUCAUUUAGUUUUGUUUUGUUUUUUAUGAGAAUAUUACUACAAUGAACAGGUGCCGCUCCUCUUUCUGUGCUGAUGGAAUAUUCCACUCAAAUGAAAAGAAACAAAUAAAUAGGGAUUUUUUUGUGGUUAGUAAAAAGGAAAACUAAAUAUUCAGUGAGUGCUAUCUGCUCAGCUUUGAUCAUGAUGCAAUCUGUGUCUGUAUAUAUAUUCAUGUACACUGAAUAGUAUACUGAAGAAAACAAUGCUUUAUAGAGCAAAGGGACAGAAUCUGUCACUUUUUCUAUAGCUAAUUCUUCAAGAAGUGGGAUAUUGAGAUUAGAAAUCUGCUCCCCUGUAUUGAUUGUAUUAACAGUUUCUAGUGUGCAGGACAUGCUUAUUCUGUCAGCAUGCUACCGAUUAGAGCUAGAGUUCAGUGUGUAGUGACUGACAUUCUUGAGGGGCUUUGAUGUACUUUCCUACUAUUCAAGCAUCUCUCCCACCACCGGUUCAGUAUAGGACCGGACCUAAUGUGUUUCUUUGCAGUGAAUUACCUGUGCUCUCUGUUGGAUUCAUUCUGAAACUUUCCGGGGAAUUUUUUGAUUAUUAAAUUGAGGAUCCAAGCAACAGUGAUUACAAAGUUGACCUGCAACUGGAGAAGUUAUAAACUAGUAAAAUUUCAGAAAAAAAUCCUGAUAGCAAUACUGAGAAUGUUUCUUGUGGCAUAGAGGCAUAGGUAUAUAAACUUGGGAGAAAAAAGAUCCUUACUUUUUUUUUUUUUAUGGACUAUCUUGGGAAUACAACAGAAAAAAAAAACUUAGUAAGCAUGUCACCAAGUUUAUGAAUUUCUCUCCUACAGGAUAAUUUGAGCUAAUGAGACUUGGGUGGGCUUAAAUGUUCCUCUGCCUUUCUACUUUGCACACAACUUUUUAUACCAGAUAGGUCAUUGUUUAUGCUUAAGUUAGCUAUUCUCAGCUGAGCCUAUUACCUUAGUUGCUGCCCAAAGUAACCUCUACUCUUUUCAAGCAGGGUAUUACAGCUUUAUUAUUCUAUUUUUUUAAAUUUAUUUUCUCAUGUCUAACAAUAGAUGUUAAAUAAUAUGACAGCCUGUUAACCUUGAGUGUUCAAGUAGAGCUGUGUGAAUUUACCAGUUUUCCUUAAUUCUGAAUUUUAUGCUUGAUUGCUCUCUGUUAGAUUAUAGUCCCUCUCAUCCAGUGAUUUUUGCAGCACUGAUCAGCAUCACGAACUUUACUUUGAAAAAGGCCAGAGAUGGAAAACUAGAUGAUUUUGCAUGUAGCCUUCCUCAGAGCCAGUCUUGCAGUGAUGAAGAGGCUGAACCACCACAAAACAGUCUGCAGUUUGACCAGAAUUGGUGCUUUGUUUUGUAAAUGGUUGUUGCAAAUUGAUUCCAAUAAAUUAUUUUGGGCAGA
Anas platyrhynchos (mallard) is the source of this 3280-nucleotide messenger RNA. RefSeq names its product THAP domain containing 5 (gene THAP5). Gene Ontology annotation, cellular component: nucleus. The record is from RefSeq and is a predicted model, not a curated record. NCBI's taxonomy places the organism in Eukaryota, Metazoa, Chordata, Aves, Anseriformes, Anatidae.